GAGCACACAUGUACACCUAAGCUGUCCAGAGGCACUAUUAAGGACUUAUUCUAAAAGCAAGAAAUACAGUAUGGCCUUUUGCAGAGAUGUUGACAGGAAGGUGACAAACUAGUCAUUCAAAGAGAAUCUGAAAGCUUUUGACCGAGAAGUAAAUGCGUUUGUGGAUUAUAUGUUUGGACCUCGAGAUUCCAGGGUUAGAGGAUGGUUCCUUCUAGACUCUUACCUUCCCACAUUUUUCCUUACUGGAGCAUACCUAGUCUGCAUAUGGCUAGGCAACCAGUUCAUGAAGAACAGGCCUGCUUUCUCACUCAGGGCUCACCUCAUUGUAUAUAACCUUGGGAUUACGCUGCUCUCCUUGUACAUGUUCAUAGAGCUCAUCCUUGCUACAUGGGAAGGAGGCUACAACUUACAGUGUCAGAACCUCCAUAGCGCAGGGGAAGCUGACAUGCGGGUAGCCAAGGUGCUGUGGUGGUAUUAUUUUUCCAAAGUAAUUGAAUUCAUGGACACUAUCUUCUUUGUACUGAGAAAGAAAAGCAGCCAGAUCACCUUCCUUCAUGUGUAUCACCAUGCCACUAUGUUUAACAUUUGGUGGUGUGUUCUGAAUUGGAUACCUUGUGGUCAAAGUUUCUUCGGACCUACUUUGAAUAGCUUUAUCCAUGUGCUCAUGUAUUCUUAUUAUGGACUGUCAGUCAUCCCUUCCAUGCGCAAGUAUCUGUGGUGGAAGAAGUACCUCACUCAGGCACAACUGAUCCAGUUUCUGCUCACUAUCGUGCACACACUCAGUGCAGCUGUGAAGCCAUGCGGAUUUCCGUUUGGCUGCCUCAUGUUUCAGUCCUCCUAUAUGGCCACAUUGGUUAUUCUCUUCAUAAACUUUUACAUUAAGACAUACCGGAAAACACCUUCAAGAACGGCUAUAAAGGAAACCCCUCUCACAACAGAAAUAAAGAACGGUUUCCAUAAGGACUACUUUGUUACUGCCAAUGGAUUCCUGAACAAUAAGAAAGCACAAUAAGUACAGUAACUCAAUACUAUGGUGUAGUAUUUGCCUUUUUUUUUUUCUCUAAAAAAGGAAAAAAAAAGACUGAAUUACUAGCUGUAGCUUAAACCCUGUUUGAUUACAUUUAUCAGUUCUUUGUACCAGACACUAAUGUACUGCUAUUUAGGUUUUAACAAAGUGAGUAAAUUUAGUUGCCCUGUCAAAGAUCACCAUCAGAGCAGUAAGGCCAAUGGAAAUAUCAUCUUUCUCAUAUGGAAAAGAAAAUAAAAUCCUUCAGAUCUCUAAUGCUGACACAAAAAAGCCUUAUAAAACACUUCAUGGAGAAAUACACUGGAGCCUUCAGAAGGUUAGGAUUCUGUUCAGACUAACAGGCUGAGCAUUUUCUGUGCACAUGAGAAGUUUCAGGACAGGGGUUUGCAGCACACCCAAAUUCAGCUAGACCAUGGUUGAAGUCAAAAAAGAAGAAACAAAAGGGGCAGGGGGGAAAGGCAUGAGAAUCAUAUUGCUUCUGUCACCAUACCUCUCUGCUGCUUCCCAGGCUUUCUCCAAAGAACACCGUCUCCCUCCUCCUGACCCUCCCUUGAACACCAGCUAGGUCUAGCCAUCCCUUCGUUCCCACAGGAGCUGUGCCGGGGGGGCGGGAGGAGCGGGUAGGAGAGGGCAGAGCCCAGGUGCACCAUCAUAGGGUUUGCAGACAGACAUGUGCCAUGCUUGCUUGCUUUGCAUAUUGAGACCCAAGACUAAAAUGCCACUGAGGUUGGUGGUACCUUCCUAUUUCAGGAGGCUGGGACUGGUAGCACCAGUGGGCUGCAUGAUGUGAGAUUUAGAGUACAUGAUAUUACACAACAAUACGGGUUUUUGAGCUCCAGUCAGAGCAAGGCAGGUCACUUUGGAUGUGCUAAGUUAAUAGGAGUUCUAACUAAAUGGCUUUUGGAAGAAAUAGGAGCUCAACAAUUUAAUGAAGAUAAAUCCUUUGAUUAUAAAAGUGCACAAAGGAAAAUUAACCGUAUACAAGCAGUGCCAGCUUGAUGCAUGAAAUGCCAAAUAUUACUACACUAGAAGAUGCAGGAAGUCUUAAAAGUAAAUUUAGCAGUGAGCAAAGUAUACUAUAUAGCAAUUUCCAUGCUAUGUAGGCCUUAUUCAGACUUGACUCUGAUAAGGCUAGAGAAACAGAAGGGACUGAGAUGCAGUCUUCUGUAGGGAAAGCAAAGAGAUUUCCUGUCUGCAGCUGUAAAGAUGCAUCUCACACACGGAAAUCAGUCACCAUCUUUGCUGCUUCAGUUAGUUGCAUUACCUCUCACUUAAACAAUCAGCGAAGCAGAAUUCCCUAGGCUAUCUUUGGGGAUCUGCCCCUUGCUCUUUUCUUAUUUAGUCCCCUUCAAAGCCUCUAAGAGUGAACACAGCCUUUCUUCCUCUCUCUUUUUUGCAGCUGAAAUAGUUCUAGUUUCUUCCAACCUCAUAUAUACAAAUUCUUUUAACAAAAACACUUUUCAGAGUUGCCCCAGACCAGUAAAUCUCACAGACCAAAGUGAUUCUGUCAGGGCACUGUGGUCUUUCCCUCCCCAUCAUCCUGUGGAGUACCAGGGCAGGAAGAAAAGGACACCACACAGCCAGUGCUGGAGAACCAAAGAGCAGCAUACAGCCAGCACAGAGAGAAAGCUGGUCCAAGUCCUCUCUCCUCAAAUUCUCCUCUGCCUAGCAACUCAACUGUCCCAUCUAGCUGAUCUUUUGCUCAGUGGUCUUGGAGGCAACAGGUACAAGCCAUGCAGAUGCAGGGCGGUCAGCUUCACUAGGCACACUUUGAGUGACUGCAGCUGUUGGGGCUUGUGGGUAGUAAGGAAAGGUGCAGGCUGAGAAAGUGGUACAGUAUGGGGGAAGAGCAGAUGUUUCUGACCAGCAAAAACAAGAGGAGAAAGUGAUAAGACAGAGGGAAGAGGCCAUAAGUCAGCACUUAGCUUGAAUUUGUGCUUUAUAACUGUGGGUCUCUUCUGUUUUGAACCAAUUCCAGUUAGUGCUCAGUUACUAUGUGAACAAAGCCUGUGAGCUCCAGCAGAAAACUGAAAUCCUCAUAAAGCUGUAGCAUAUACAGAACAUUUAAGCAGCUAGGCUGUUAAACUACAUCAUCAUAAACUAGGUGACCAAAAUAACUGCAAUAUUCAAGCACAGCAAGCCACAAACAUUCAUCUAGCUGCUGCAUUUUGUUCUCUUCAUUUUUGCUCUCUCUUCAUGAAGAUGACCACAGUAAAAGUCAGCAUUUUGCUUUGUUUUCAAAAUUUGCUAAAGAGGGAAGAUAGCAACCAGAAAACCACAGUAACAAAGCCUAGGCUUUGUGUGCUCUUACUAAUUCUCGCUGGCCCUUCCAGAAACCUUGCUUUGCAGUCGACACUGCAAACUCACAAAUUGUAAGCAAUUAGUGGGUUCACUAUCAAUCGGCAAUUGUGCUGCAAUCAGCAGCACUGAAGGUGCUGCAUAUGACCCUGAAUAAAUGGGGGAGCUUCAAAGGCCCCCGCAGAUGUUAGUAUGGUAUAAGACAACUAUAGAAGUGGUGAAGGCAGAGGGAAUCAGAACAACUGACAAGACAGCAGGCGAGACAAACAGUUAAAUUGUUCAUUUAAGGCAGACAACAAAAAGAUUGCGUAGCCAAGCAUGGGUUUUAGUCUGAAAGGAGUCCAUAACCUUUUGAUGGCAAAACAUCCAGUUGACUAUCGACACAGACAAUGUCAACACACUAAAUGUUAAAGUUUGCUAUGGCAACCAAACGCACAGAAAUUGAUUGUCUUUUGUUUUGUUGAAACCUAAUUUGAAAAGGAAAAAAUUUGCCUUACUUGAAGCUCAAAGGGCUGAAAAACCCCAAGAUGGUCUCACCUUGCAGAUCCAGACCACCAGGAAGGCUGGGAAGCAGGUAUGUUUUAAAUUCUUCAGAUUUGUAUUAACAUCUUAAAUGCUGCAACUUUGAAGAGAAAGAAGCAUUGACUUUUUAAACUGAUUUUCCUGUAAUACGUAACACUGUAAAUAAACAAAUUUUACUAUCA
This is a messenger RNA of Dromaius novaehollandiae (emu), 4029 nucleotides long. RefSeq names its product ELOVL fatty acid elongase 2 (gene ELOVL2). Gene Ontology annotation, cellular component: endoplasmic reticulum membrane; endoplasmic reticulum. The record is from RefSeq and is a predicted model, not a curated record. Gene Ontology annotation, biological process: fatty acid elongation, saturated fatty acid; fatty acid elongation, monounsaturated fatty acid; sphingolipid biosynthetic process. NCBI's taxonomy places the organism in Eukaryota, Metazoa, Chordata, Aves, Casuariiformes, Dromaiidae. The coding region runs from base 170 to 1012 and encodes 280 amino acids. Gene Ontology annotation, molecular function: fatty acid elongase activity. The transcript has 8 exons.